Molecule: messenger RNA, 818 nt
Organism: Capsella rubella
Lineage: Eukaryota; Viridiplantae; Streptophyta; Magnoliopsida; Brassicales; Brassicaceae
Product: protein ELF4-LIKE 2
Exons: 2
Coding region: 136-582 (148 amino acids)
Biological process (GO): entrainment of circadian clock; positive regulation of circadian rhythm
Source: RefSeq, a predicted model, not a curated record
AGAAAAAAUCUAACUUUGGUUAUUAUUCUUUGUAUGUAAUCAAGCUUUUAGGAAAAAAAAAUCUUGCUUUACUUUUUUUGUGUUCAUAGAUAUGAUUCUUUUGGUUUCUGGGUCUUAUAAAUUUACAGAAUUUUUAUGAAUCUUAUGGAAUCGGUUUCUACUUUUGUUGAGAUUAUCUCACUAUAUAGGUAUUUGAACAAGAGCAAUCAAGAUUUGAGCUUGAUGGAAUCAAGAAUGGAAGGAGAUGUGUAUUCUGGAUUUGGAGAGAGAUACCAGAUGGACGGUAAGGUGUUGCAGAAUUUUCAGAAGAGCUUUGUUCAAGUUCAAGACAUUCUUGAUCAGAACAGGCUUUUGAUCAACGAGAUCAAUCAGAACCACGUGUCCAAACAAGCCGAUCACUUGGGUAGAAAUGUUGGUUUGAUAAGAGAGCUCAAUAACAACAUCAGAACUGUGGCUAGUCUCUAUGGAAAUCUCUCUCAUUCUUUCGCCAGAUCGGUCGAUGCUUCAUCCGAAGGGGAAUCUACUGGGACACUUAAAUCUGAUGGCAAGGCCAACAACCAGAAGAGGUUUAGAUCCGGGUAACAAACAUAACAACGACAAAAUACCAAUCUUGAUUAUGUAGAUUCAAAAGCUAAUUUGAUUGUGGAUUAAGGACUGAUGACAAUGAUGUUGUUGUCCAAGAGUAUGACAUUAAUAUUGUGUGUUUUCUUAAGUGUCUUCAACAGUUUUGCUUCUGUAAUCUCUGUUGAAUUGUUAUCUACAUAAUGUUUAUGUCUUUGAUUCUGAGAUGAUAAAAAGAUGUUUUUCUUUUCUUUUUA